Molecule: messenger RNA, 3459 nt
Organism: Scomber japonicus (chub mackerel)
Lineage: Eukaryota; Metazoa; Chordata; Actinopteri; Scombriformes; Scombridae
Gene: ppfia4
Product: PTPRF interacting protein alpha 4
Exons: 28
Coding region: 1-3459 (1152 amino acids)
Biological process (GO): synapse organization
Cellular component (GO): presynaptic active zone
Molecular function (GO): protein binding
Source: RefSeq, a predicted model, not a curated record
AUGAUGUGCGAGGUGAUGCCGACCAUCAACGAGGGAGACUCUGCUGGUCCUCCGAGAGGAACCAGCAGCGUCCCGAAUGGUUCGGACCAGGAGGCCAACUUCGAGCAGCUGAUGGUCAACAUGCUGGACGAGAGGGACAAGCUGCUGGAGUCCCUCAGGGAGACUCAGGAGACCCUCAUCCAUUCUCAGACCAAGCUGCAGGGGGCGCUGCAUGAGAGGGACGUGCUCCAGCGGCAGAUCAACGCUGCACUGCCUCAGGAGUUUGCCACCCUGACAAAGGAGCUCAACAUAUGCCGGGAGCAGCUGCUGGAGAAAGAGGAGGAAAUAUCUGAGCUGAAAGCUGAGAGGAACAACACCAGGCUGCUGUUGGAGCACCUGGAGUGUCUGGUGGCUCGUCACGAACGCAGUCUGAGGAUGACAGUGGUGAAGAGACAGGCACCCCCACCAUCUGGAGUAUCCAGCGAGGUGGAGGUCCUCAAAGCCCUGAAGUCACUCUUUGAGCACCACAAGGCUCUGGAUGAAAAGGUGCGUGAGAGGCUUCGGGUGGCUCUGGAGAGGGUGGCCACCCUGGAGGGACAGCUAGCAGCUAACACACAAGAGAGACUGCCCAAUGGCUCCAUAGACGCCCAUGAUGACAGCAGCCGUGUGUCUGAGCUCCAGGAGCUGCUGGACAGGACCAAUAAGGAACUGGCCCAGAGCCGCGAGCACUCUGCUACUCUUAACUCCCGCAUGACCGAGCUUGAGGCUGAACUUACAAAUGCACGCAGAGAACUGAGUCGCAGUGAGGAGCUGUCAAUCAAACAACAGAGGGAACAGAGAGAGGUAAGACCACAGAGAGAGGAUAUGGAAGAGAGGAUAACAACGCUAGAGAAACGCUACCUGGCUGCACAGCGGGAAACCACACACAUCCACGACCUCAACGACAAAUUGGAGAAUGAACUGGCCACCAAGGACUCCCUGCAUCGACAGGAGAUGCUGGAGAUGGCAGAGCAGAGGCUGGCUCAGACCAUGAGGAAGGCUGAGACUCUGCCAGAGGUGGAGGCUGAACUGGCACAGAGAGUGGCAGCGCUCUCCAAGGCUGAAGAACGUCAUGGCAAUGUGGAGGAGCGGCUCAGACAGCUGGAGUCACAACUGGAGGAGAAGAACCAAGAGCUGGGACGGGCUCGUCAGAGGGAGAAAAUGAAUGAGGAGCACAACAAGCGUUUAUCUGACACCGUGGAUCGUCUGCUCACUGAGUCCAAUGAAAGACUGCAGCUCCAUUUGAAAGAACGCAUGGCUGCACUGGAGGACAAGAACUCCCUCAUUCAAGACCUUGAGAACUGCCAGAAACAGCUUGAAGAAUUUCACCAUACCAGGGAACGACUGAUUGGAGAGAUUGAGAAGCUAAGAAAUGAGAUUGACCAUUUGAAACGCCGCAGUGGGGCGUUUGGAGAUGGAACUCACCCUCGGUCUCACCUGGGUAGCUCCAGCGACCUUCGCUACUCUGUGGUGGAGGGCCAAGAUGGCCACUACAGCACAACUGUGAUCAGGCGGGCACAAAAGGGCAGACUGUCAGCGCUACGAGAUGACCCAAACAAGGACUACCCAUCACUGUGUGGGAGUGUCAGCCACCUGCUCGGCAGUGACAUCGAGGCAGAGUCAGACCUGGAUGACGAUGUUAGCUCAACGCUGCUUUCCCCCAGUGGCCAAUCAGACGCUCAGACUCUCGCUCUCAUGCUGCAGAAGCAGCUUGACGCUAUCAAUGAAGAGAUAAGGAUGAUCCAGGUGGAGAGAGAGUCAGCAGACCUGCGUUCUGAUGAGAUUGAGUCUCGCGUGAACAGCGGCAGCAUGGACGGCCUCAACGUGACGCUUCGACCCCGCGCCCUGCCCACCUCCGCCACUGCCCAGUCCCUGGCAUCAUCCACCUCCCCGCCCACCAGCGGCCACUCAACACCUAAACACCAUUCACGCAACGCCAGCCACCAUCUAGGCAUCAUGACUCUGCCAAGCGACUUGAGGAAACACCGCAGGAAAGUUGCAUCACCUGUGGAAGUGGACAAAGCCACCAUCAAGUGUGAGACGUCGCCUCCUUCCUCCCCUCGCAGUUUACGGCUGGAAACCAAUUUCGCUCAGUUCACAGGCAGUCUGGAGGAUGGACGAGGAAAGCAAAAGAAAGGAAUCAAAUCAUCUAUCGUUCGUAUGUUUGGGAAGAAGGAAAAAGGUCGACUGGAACAGGCUAUGAGCAGGGAUGGGCAGCCUUUACCUGCAUUAUCAGACUUUGACAUGGGCAUUGGUGACACUAUGACUCUGGGAAAACUGGGCACCCAGGCCGAGAGGGAUCGCAGGAUGAAGAAAAAACAUGAACUUCUGGAAGAUGCCAGGAAAAGAGGUCUGCCGUUUGCCCAGUGGGACGGCCCUACUGUUGUCUCCUGGCUAGAGCUGUGGGUGGGUAUGCCGGCGUGGUAUGUGGCAGCCUGUCGUGCCAACGUGAAGAGUGGAGCCAUCAUGUCAGCUCUGUCAGACACAGAGAUCCAGAGGGAGAUCGGCAUCAGUAACCCUCUGCACCGACUCAAACUCCGCUUGGCUAUCCAGGAGAUGGUCUCCCUCACAAGCCCCUCCGCACCGCUCACUUCCAGAACGUCCUCCGGAAAUGUGUGGGUGACUCAUGAAGAGAUGGAGAACCUGGCUUCCUCCACUAAAGCGGAGAAUGAGGAGGGGAGCUGGGCACAGACUCUGGCAUAUGGAGACAUGAAUCAUGAAUGGAUAGGGAAUGAGUGGUUGCCCAGCCUUGGUCUGCCUCAGUACCGAUCCUACUUCAUGGAGUGUCUAGUAGAUGCACGCAUGCUGGACCACCUGACCAAGAAGGAUCUGAGGAGCCAUCUCAAGAUGGUGGACAGCUUCCACAGGGCUAGUCUGCAGUAUGGGAUUAUGUGCUUGAAGAGACUCAAUUAUGACAGAAAAGAACUGGAUCGUCGGAGAGAGGACAGCCAACACGACAUGAAAGAUGUGUUGGUGUGGACCAAUGAACAGGUGAUCCACUGGGUCCAGUCCAUUGGUCUAAGGGAGUAUAGUGGCAACAUGUUGGAGAGCGGCGUUCAUGGAGCGCUCCUCUCUCUGGACGAGACGUUCGACUACAGCAGCCUGGCACUCAUCCUGCAGAUUCCUAUGCAGAACACACAGGCACGGCAGGUUCUUGAGAGGGAGUUCAACAACCUGUUAGCCUUGGGGACCGACCGACGACUAGAGGAGAGUGGCGAUGACAAGUCUUUUCGACGGUCUCCAUCGUGGCGUAAGAGGUUUCGGGCACGUGAGGGAGGGACAGGCCUGGGGAUGAUGGCAGGCUCCAUGGAAACUCUGCCUGCCGGUUUCCGUAUGCCCUCUAUGUCCAUGCCGCCUUCUGUGAAUUUGAUGCCCAAGAAGCAGCUGCAGCCUGAAGUGCAUUCUCAUUACCUAUACGGACACAUGCUUGCGGCCUUUUGA